AGUUCAAGAUUUGGCGAAUGUUUUUGCCAUGCUCCAAUUAUUCUGUUGCACAUCGCGCGAUGCAAGGCCUACAGAAACUGAUUUUGACAAGGAAAUUUUGACUGGUUUUGCCCGUGUGGCUAAAGAUGGUUUGCUCCAGUCCCACCCGUCCACCAUGGCGCGACGAAAACUGGAAGGACACUUGGGGUUGUAUUUGCAUUUCUCUCCUGAACAUUUCCGGGCGAAACGAAAAGCAAAGUGGUCAAAACACGAAGUGAAGGUGGUGAGACCAUCUGACCCCGAAGCUUUCAAUUUCACAAAGGUCAAAGAAGGAGAAGUGAUUAGCACGUUGGACGUGGCCGGAAGAUCAAUUUCAGCACUCGCCUGUGCAUCUCCAUUUUUGGUGGGUCACACGCUGUUUGUUCCAGAUUUGCCGCAAUGUUUGCCACAGUGUUUGACAACAGAAUUGGUGCUUUGUGGGCUACAGUUGAUUGGACAAUCAGCUCGACCAGAUUUCCGUGUGAUGUUCAAUUCCUUGCUCGCCCAUGCGUCAGUGAACCAUUUUCAUUUUCACGGCCUCUUCUUGGAUUAUGCUGGUUUGAAACGUCUUCCAGUUGAAGCAGUCCCAAGAUCACGCGUCGGUGGUGAUUGUUCCGAGGGCAACGUGUGUGCGGAGAUCCUAGUGGAAAAAGAAUGGUACAGCAGAGCUUUAAUUUUGACCGCUGGAUCUGCUCCAGGAUCUUCGGUGACGGAUUUGGAAAGUUUGUCGAUCUUUGCUGGCAAAGUGAUCCAGGAAUUGCAGGAAAAGGACAUUCCGCACAAUGUGAUGCUGACCCCAUCGGGGGAAUGGAAACCACGACGAGCCUCAGACCGUGACCCCUUUGAGGCUGAAGAAACGCGGCCUAUCGUGGCAUCACCGGAGAUUUACAUUUUUCCAAGGCAAUCAGAGCACAAAUGCCGAGAUGAAUCAGGUGUCAACACAGCUAUUUGUGAAAUUUCAGGUUUACUCUUCGCACAUGAUGAGAAAGACUUUAAGACCUUGGACGAAACACAAAUUUCUGAGAUUUUUAAUCAAGAUGUGUCACUCCCAGAGUCCGACUUUGACAAUUUGAUCUGCAAAGUCGCUUGGAUGUUGUCCCGUUGAGCCAAAGGCUCAGGCGGUGUGGUGCACAUUGUGAUGAAGAUCCGUGUGCCAAAAAAA
Molecule: messenger RNA, 1180 nt
Organism: Cladocopium goreaui
Lineage: Eukaryota; Dinophyceae; Suessiales; Symbiodiniaceae
Source: the annotation of a GenBank genome assembly